Messenger RNA from Cygnus olor (mute swan), 3792 nucleotides. It is a transcript of the gene POSTN, whose product is annotated as periostin. Lineage: Eukaryota; Metazoa; Chordata; Aves; Anseriformes; Anatidae. The record is from RefSeq and is a predicted model, not a curated record. Gene Ontology annotation, molecular function: protein binding.
AGGUUGAUCCUGUAGUUCCCUCCCACCACCUUCCAGCAUGUAUAUAAAUUGUCAGCUCUCCAGACUCUUUGCCAGUUCUCUCUUCUAGACUUGUGAGAAACAGCAGAGGACUAAAGAUGAAGAUCUUUUUCUUAUUCACCUUUUCUACUAUUUUCUUGACAUCUUUUGAACAAGCAUCUGCAUCUGCUCACUAUGACAAGAUUUUAACUCAUAGUCGAAUAAGGGCACGCGACCAAGGCCCCAAUGUCUGUGCCCUUCAGCAAGUUAUGGGAACCAAAAAGAAAUACUUCAGCACCUGCAGAAACUGGUACCAGGGAGCCAUCUGUGGAAAGAAAGCAACUGUCUUAUACGAGUGCUGUCCUGGAUAUAUGAAGAUGGAUGGUAUGAGAGGAUGUCCUGCAGUUGCUCCUAUUGAUCAUGUAUAUGGUACUCUUGGUAUUGUGGGAGCUACCUCCACUCAGCAGUAUUCUGACAUGUCAAAACUGAGAGAAGAGAUUGAGGGACGAGGUUCAUUCACUUUCUUUGCACCAAGCAAUGAAGCAUGGGAGCAAUUAAGUUCAGAAAUUCACAGGAAUUUGGUUGACAAUGUAAAUAUUGAAUUAUAUAAUGCUCUCCACCACCAUAUGGUAAACAAGCGCAUGUUGACAAAAGAUCUUAAGAAUGGCAUGACAUUAGUGUCCAUGUAUAAUGGCCAGAAAUUGCUUAUUAACCAUUAUCCUAAUGGGGUUGUUACUGUUAACUGUGCCAGGGUCAUCCAUGGCAACCAGAUUGCUACCAAUGGUGUUGUUCACGUUAUUGACCGCGUCCUGACUCCUGUUGGAAAUACCAUUCAAGAUUUCAUUGAAGUAGAGGAUGAUCUUUCGUCUCUCAGAGCUGCUGCGAUCGCAUCAGAUGUCUUGGAUACUCUUGGAAGGCCUGGUCAUUACACACUCUUUGCUCCUACUAAUGAAGCUUUUGAGAGUCUUCCAAGGGGAAUCUUAGAGAGGAUCAUGGGUGACAAGGUGGCCUCUGAAGCUCUUGUGAAGUUCCAUAUUUUAAAUACUCUUCAGUGCUCUGAAGCCAUAAUGGGUGGAGCUGUCUAUGAAACCUUGGAAGGAAACACACUUGAAGUUGGCUGUGAUGGUGAAACUCUGACUGUGAAUGGAGUAAAGAUGGUGAAACGCAAGGAUAUUGUGACAAGCAAUGGCGUUAUCCACCUCAUUGAUAAAGUGCUAAUUCCUGAUUCCGCCAAGCAGGUCAUUGAGCUUGGGGGUGCCCAGCAGACUACUUUUACAGACCUGGUGGCACAGCUGGGACUGGCAUCUUCUCUAAGACCAGAAGGCCAAUACACUCUCCUGGCACCUCUGAAUGGUGCUUUCUCAGAUGACACCUUACAGAUGGAUCAGCGCCUUCUUAAAACAAUCCUGCAGAAUCACAUUAUAAAAGUGAAAAUUGGGCUCAAUGAACUAUACAACGGACAAGAGCUGGAGACAAUUGGAGGAAAACUGCUCAGAGUCUUUGUGUAUCGCACAGCUGUAUGUGUUGAAAAUUCAUGCAUGGUCAGAGGAAGUAAAGAAGGAAGGAAUGGUUUUAUUCACGUCUUCAGACAAAUCAUCAAGCCAGCAGAAAAAACAUUGCACGAAAUGCUGAGAAAUGAUAAGCGUUUUAGCGUUUUCCUCAGUCUGGUGAAAGCUGCAGAUUUAGAUGAUGUUCUGUCACGGCCUGGAGAAUGGACUCUGUUUGUUCCAACUAAUGAUGCCUUUAAAGGUUUGACCGAUGAUGAUAAGGAUAUAUUGAUAAGAGAUAAAAAUGCUCUCAGGAACAUUCUCCUUUACCACUUGACACAAGGAGUUUUCAUUGGAAGUGGCUUUGAGCCCGGUGUGACAAACAUUCUUAAAACUAUCCAAGGAGGGAAGCUCUACUUGAAAACAGUGAAUGAUACUCUUCUGGUUAAUGAACUGAAAUCAAGAGAAUCUGAUCUCAUGGCAACUAAUGGUGUCAUUCAUGUUAUUGAUAAACUUCUGUAUCCAGCAGAUCUGCCUGUUGGAAAUGAUCAACUGCUCACAAUCCUGAAGAAGCUGAUCAAGUACAUACAAAUCAAGUUUGUUCGUGACAGUACCUUCAAAGAGAUUCCACUGACAUUUUACAAAAUUAACAUAAUUGAAAGCAACGUCCAGCCCAUCAUCAGAAAGGAAGACCCAUCUAUUACACAGCUCACUAAAUUAAUUGAAGGGGAACCUGAGUUCAAAAUAGUCAGGGAAGGGGAGACAAUAACUAAAGUGAUACAUGGAGAACCAAUUAUUAAAACAUACACCAAAAUCAUUGAUGGGCGACCUGUGGAAGUGACAGAGAAGGUAACAGAAGAAAGAAUUAUUCAAGGUCCUGAAAUAAAAUAUACCAGAAUUACUGCAGGUGGUUCAGAUAAUGAAGAAAAAUUAAAGAAAUUUCUUGAAGAAGAGGUUACCAAGGUGACCAAAUUUAUUGAAGGUGAUGGUCAUUUACUCGAAGAUGAGGAAAUCAAAAGACUUCUGCAGGGAGAAGCACCUGUAUGGAAAGUACAAGCAAACAAGAGGACACAAGGGGGAUCAGCAAGAAGGAGGACAAGACUAGCUUAUUCUUAAAAGCUUUUCAAGAUAAAAUCCACAGAAUUACAAAUUAACGGCAUGGUCUUUGAGAUGAAGAGAAACUGUUUUGAAAAAAGAAUAUUAGAAAACAAUGUGUUUUGAUAACAAUGUAAACUGAACCAUGAAUCCACAAAAAGAUGUGAAAAUGUAGAUGCUCACUACUGGCAUAAUUCUCACAAGGUGCUGUAAUUGCUCUUGAUAGUAAGCAUUAUGCAAGGUGGGAUUCUGGAACUGCUAAAGGCACAAACAAAACUUCCAUCAGCUUCUGUAGAACCAGGAUUCCCUUUUAAGCUGGCUAGUAAGUGCUUGCACGAUUGGAUUCAAAAAUAGCAGGGAACAAUGCAGAAUGUAUUUUUAUUAUUAUUUUUAUUUCUACUAAAUGAGAAAUAUAAAUGAAAUUAGAUCAUUUCUAGGAAAAAAAAAUCAGAUGACUUUUAGAAUAAGUAAUGUAAGGAAAUAAGAGUGUUAAUGUAGCACUUUUGGUUCAGUAGUAUUGUAUGUUUUUUGUAAGUCAAAAUUCAUAGCAUUUUUAAUGUAAUACUGACACCAGUAACAUUACCUUUUCUAAACAGACAAAUAUUAUAUGUCUAAACAGACAAAUGUAUCUUUUCUUGUUCUACAUCACAUAUCCAAAUGCCUUCUGGUAACAUGGCUAAUGGAAAAUCUUAACAAGGGAAAAAGAAAAUGUUAUAAGCUUCCUAAAGUGUAUUUGUGAUCAUGCUGACCUUUAUUUAUAUGAAAAAAUAAUUCCCAUUAAAGGAAUCCUAUAACAACAUAUAUACUGAAAUUCUUAAAUGUUUUCUGACUUUUCCCUAAAUAUGUCUUUUGAUUCUAAAAGUGGAUUAUAGAAGGGAUAAUUAAAAUGCAUGCAAACAGUUAUCUCUGCGUGGAAAAAGGUGUUACAAAAAUGAGCCUAGGUCUGAAAGCUUUUAUAUCAAAACAUGCUUUGCUAAUGUCUGGUACUAAUGUGGAGUUGUCUGUAAAUUAUGUCAUUUUUAUAACUAGUUUUGUACUCAUAAAAAUUGUUUGCCUUUAUUAAUGAAAGUUGGAAAACAAUUACUCAUGGAGUAAGAAAAAACAUGUUCAAAGUGCCUUAAUUCUGCAGACCAAAGUUUAAGAGGAGUUAUCUGAUGUGCUUUUAUACUUCUGUUUUGAAAGAAAUACUCAAUAAACAAGUUGUCUAAAUGUC